UUCUAUGAUUAGGGCUGCAGCGAGGAGGGGGAAGGAGGGUGCCACCGAGGAAGGUCAGGGGGGCUUUUACACACAAUCAGUUGCCGCCUUCUUGUUGACAGCACACUGUGAACUGCGGUUAAUUUGUUUCUAACGUGGUGGCACCGUGACGUUCCCGACUCACUGGCUCUGGCUAUUGGAGUUAGAAUGAGGCUUUGGCGCUGAUCUCCGGGGAGUGAGCAGAGCGCGUGAAACUUUUUGGGGUUUGUGUUCAGCAUGGCUCUGGAGACCGCCUUGCUCCUGAAAGCAGGGUUUGUGCUGCUGAUGGCAGCUCAAGUCCUUGCAUCAGUGUCUGGCUGUAACAGGGGAGUCUACAAGUUUUUUAUCAAUGAUCUCUGCUUGGCGAAUUUCACAUUCAACAUGGAAAAUCUGGAUCGAGGUUUAUGGUGCAGCUGGAAGGACACAAUGGAGAUCUAUGAGGGACUCACAAACUGCACAUACCAGGUGGCCUUGAGGAUGAACUGCUUCUGGCCAAAUCAGAUAGUCGACCGUUUCUUCAUGGAGAUUCAUCAGAUCUACUUUCAUGACUGCGCUCUGACUGGUCGGCUCCUGCAUGACCCACCGAUUAGCAUCCUCGCCCCAUUUAUCACAGUGCCUGUACUGGUCACCCUGCUCAUGACUGCUGUAGUGGUGUGGAGGAGCAAACGCACACAGGGAAUGCUAUAGGGACCGUCAGAGUGUUAGAUUUGGGCUUGUAGAGCGUUCCGGAAGACAUUUCUUUAGUAUAAAGCAUGCUCUUUUAAUUUUCUUUUCAUAUUCCCGUGUUGAUAUUGAGCAUACUGACUAUUUGGAAGUUGCAGUGAAACAAUUGCAUGUUCUGAAAGAUGUUAAUAGAAAUAAAUUCUGUAUUUGGUAUUAAAACUGUCUGUCCAGUCAUUUCUAAUGGGUAAGGUCACCUCUAUGAAAAUGCCUAAGUCAGGGAUGCAAAACACUUUUUACAUAGCAGGCCACAUACAGUCCACUUUGAUCUGAAGUGGACAGGACUAAACAUCUGAAUCCUGAGAUAUUGUAAUCUAAUAAAAGACACUAUUAAAGCAGAAAUUUCUAUAGCAGAUAGUGGAAAAAUGGGAACUUCUCUAUUUAAUUGUUUAUCUAUUACAUAGCUACUUUGGUGUCGUAUGAACAGCAGUGUGGGUCGAGUUUUUAUCAAUAGGAAAAGCUGCAAAACUUAUGAUAAUACAGCUAAAAGUACAAAAUGUAUCCUCUACUUCACAUUUUCUAAAACCUUCCAGUGGGUCAGAUUGGAUUCAGUGGACUUUUAAGGCCAUUUAUGUUAAUUACCAUCUGACAUCGUAGCCCUGACAAACAAUCUGCAUAAAUAACACCUGACAGUAGAAGAGACUGACUUGAUUGGAGCCAUUCAGAGGAAGGUGAAGAGAUGAAAAGGAGAGCGGGAAUUAGAAAACAAAUGUAGGAUGAAGGGAGGAAGUUGUAUGAAAUAAUUUCAACAGCCAAAAUUAACAAUAUUACAGUUUUAUAGUCCCUCUAUAUCUGUUUACCUUUGAAUAAAUUCCACUGUAUAUUUAUUAAUCAUUUUUUGAGGCAUCAUUUACAAUGAAGGAAGCACUUAGUUGUCAUAACACAAAGACAGUUAAAGUCAGCUAAAUGGCACGAAGAUCAAUCUGUCCUGUCCUUUGGUGCAAAUCAGUGACAAAAACUGCACCAGAGAGGCAACAACAAGACCUCAGGGCAUUGCUCUCUCCGUAUCCCUCCAGUUUUGCUUUUUGCUAUUGUUCUUGUAACUGCUGCUAGCAUGAAUUUGUGUGCGAGUAGGAGCAGAAGCACCUGGCAGGUCCACAAGUGCUGCCCUCUAGUCUUCACAGAUGAUUUUGCAGUAACAUAAAACAUCUCCAGACUCUUUAAUAUCUGUCACAUGAGCUCAGUGUUGGGCACUGUUUACAAAAAUGUAUAAAAUAAUGAUAUUAUAAAAUGAGGAUAUUUCUAUUUAUCUUCAAUGUGUGGCUUUUCUUCAAACUAUGAGGCACUUUUUAAUUCUGUGUUUUGAAAAGUGCUUUACAAAUAAAGUUUAGUUAAAAACAAGUUAUUACUCUCUUCCCCUUCAUACUUGCACAAAGUAGCAGAUACAACUAGUUCAUUGGACAAUUUUAUACUUCAAUGACAUUAUUUUCUUAAGUCAUUUUUUUAGUUACUUAAAUUAAUUGUAAUUUGAAAUUAGAGGCUGGGGUACUUACAUAUUCAUAAACUUCACAUUUCAUAUCAUUACAGUACACAGAGGUUUCACAGCAGUUACAGAACACUUUUUUUUACUGCAGUUUACUUAUUACAAAAAUAAAACAAAAGUGCACUCAAUACUUGUCAAACUCAAGAUUUUAACAUUGCACAGGAGAUUUUCAUGGACUUCAUUGAACGAAAUGGCUCCAUCUAGUGUUCACUCUGAGAUUUUCUAUAAGGCAGUUGACAGUCAGUAGUCUAAAAUUGAAAAUGAAGAGCAGCUUCAUUUCAUUCAGAUUCGAGUUAAUAUUAAUAGAAAAUUCUGAUUUGCAUUUUCAGAAAGAAAUAAAAAAAAGGAAGCGCUGUGAGGCUUGUACAACACAGUGCUCAUCAGUAGGUCUAAACAAGUAAAAAAUAACAAAAAAAGAAACUUGCUAAUGCACUCUGUUAGUGUUAAAAUCUUUAAUAAAAAUGUUACGA
Molecule: messenger RNA, 2691 nt
Organism: Oreochromis niloticus (Nile tilapia)
Lineage: Eukaryota; Metazoa; Chordata; Actinopteri; Cichliformes; Cichlidae
Product: receptor activity-modifying protein 1-like
Exons: 3
Coding region: 256-705 (149 amino acids)
Biological process (GO): calcium ion transport; intracellular protein transport; cellular response to hormone stimulus
Cellular component (GO): signaling receptor complex; cell surface; membrane
Molecular function (GO): coreceptor activity
Source: RefSeq, a predicted model, not a curated record